Molecule: messenger RNA, 699 nt
Organism: Passer domesticus (house sparrow)
Lineage: Eukaryota; Metazoa; Chordata; Aves; Passeriformes; Passeridae
Product: zinc finger protein 239-like
Exons: 2
Coding region: 1-699 (232 amino acids)
Biological process (GO): regulation of transcription by RNA polymerase II
Molecular function (GO): DNA-binding transcription factor activity, RNA polymerase II-specific; RNA polymerase II cis-regulatory region sequence-specific DNA binding
Source: RefSeq, a predicted model, not a curated record
AUGGAGGCUGCCAGGAAGAGGAAGAUGCCCCAGGACACCCAGGGAGAGACCAGGGAGGACAAAUCUCUGCGGCAGAACCUUGUGGAAGAGGCCAUUUUGAGCGACGCCACGGGGCAGGAAUCCAACAGGGAGGAAAAGGCACUGAGAUCCCCCAGGAGGAGGGCCUGCAAACCCAACCUAGGGUGCUCUGAGGAGGAAAGACCCAUCCUGAGGCAGGAAGGUGGACAGAGCUUCAGCCAGGGAUCAAAGCUGGUGGCCCAUGGGCAGCUUCAUGGUGGGGAGAAGCCCUACAAGUGCUUGGAGUGUGGGAAGAGCUUCAGGCAGAGCUCACACCUGAUCAGCCACCAGAUGAUCCACACCGGGGAAUGGGCCUACGAGUGUGGGGAGUGUGGGAAGGGCCUCAGGUGCAGCUCAGAACUCGUCAGGCAUGAACUCAUCAACACUGGGGAAAAGCCCUACGAGUGUCCCCAUUGUCUGAAGAGGUUUCAGACCAGCUCCAGUCUCCUGCGCCACCAGCGGAUUCACACAGAGGAGCGGCCCUUCUGCUGCCCUGACUGCGGGAAGGGCUUCAAGCACAACUCCAACCUCAUCAGGCACCGGCGCAUCCACACUGGGGAGAGGCCCUACGAGUGUCCCCGGUGUGGGAAGAGCUUCACCCAGAGCUCCAACUUGACCAGACACCAACGAAGGCACCGGUAA